This is a messenger RNA of Ilex paraguariensis (yerba mate), 672 nucleotides long. Lineage: Eukaryota; Viridiplantae; Streptophyta; Magnoliopsida; Aquifoliales; Aquifoliaceae. The record is from the annotation of a GenBank genome assembly.
AUGGGGAGAGGUAAGAUUGAGAUCAAGAGGAUAGAGAACUCAAGCAACAGGCAUGUCACCUAUUCUAAGAGAAGAAAUGGGAUCAUGAAGAAGGUUAAGGAGAUCAGUGUUCUCUGUGAUGCUCAUGUCUCUCUUGUUAUAUUUGCAAGUUCUGGAAAGAUGCAUGAGUAUUGCAGCCCUUCUACCACGUUGAUCAAAAUAUUAGAACAAUACCAGAAGGCGUCUGGGAAGAAGCUGUGGGAUGCUAUGCACGAGAAUCUCAGCAGUGAAAUUGAUAGAAUCAAGAAAGAGAACGACAACAUGCAGAUUGAACUAAGGCACUUGAAGGGGGAAGACAUCACCUCUUUGCAAUACAAAGAGCUCAUAGCCAUAGAGGAAGCACUUGAAAUAGGGCUUUCUAAUAUUCGCAACAAACAGGAACAAAUUCUGGAGGAGGAGAAUCAGGAGCUGAUGAAUGUCUUGCAACAACAGGAGUUAGCAGCCAUGGAUGGUGUCGUGAGAGAGGGUCAAAGUGGAUACCAUCAAAGACAACAACAGGAGUUAGCAGCCAUGGAUGGUGUCGUGAGAGAGGGUCAAAGUGGAUACCAUCAAAGAGUGAGAGAAUACCAGCCUCAUAUGCCUUUCGCCUUCCGCGUCCAGCCGAUUCAGCCCAACUUGCAGGAUAGGAUUUAG